AUGGAGGCCUCGGGUUGCUCUGUUUCCAUCUCCACUCUCAUCUGUGAAGAAGACGGCGCCGAUUUGGAAGCCGAUGACGACUCCAACGAAGACGGCGAGCUCUUCCUCCUAUUAAAAGAGCAACCUUUAUCCCAAAGCGAUGAGGAGUACGUGGAGAAGUUGAUCUCCAAAGAGACCAACUUUAACAUCGCAAGCCGCUGCUGUUCUCCCUCUUCUUGUGAUGAAGCCCCUUCGAUGCUAUCCCAGGAUUGGUUCGUAGCAUCACGCAUCGAUUCCAUCCGAUGGAUUCUAAGGACAAGGGCCUGCUUUGGAUUCAGCUAUAAAACUGCUUAUUUGGCAAUCAGUUUCUUCGAUCGCUUCUGUCUCCGGCGAACCAUUGAAAAGGAGAAAUCAUGGGCUAUUCAAUUGUUAUCGAUCGCGUGCUUGUCGUUGGCGGCGAAGAUCGAAGAGGAAAGGGCCCCCUUACUUUCGGAGUAUCGGAUAGAAGAGCAUGCGUUUAGGAGCAAUGCAAUAUUAAGAAUGGAGCUUCUUGUGUUGAGCACAUUGGAAUGGCGCGCGAUCGGGGUUACUCCGUUCGAUUAUCUGAGCUACUUCGUGAAUAAGUUUCAAUGCAGGGAUGGAUCAAAGCAUUCGAUCCACGAAGCCGUUGGAUUCAUUUUUGCAAUCAUUGAAGUGAUUAGUAUACUGGAUUAUAGGCCCUCCACUAUAGCUGCAGCUGCCAUAUUAGCUGCAUCCAAUGAAGGAUUGACAAAGGAAUUAGUGGAAUCUAAGAUGGCCACUCUCUCUCUAUGUGGGUCCUUAGACAAGAGUGCAGAAGCAAAUAGUGAGGGAAAGGAGCAUGUGUAUGCUUGCUAUAAUGCAAUGAAUCAGGAGUCAAAGAAGAAGCACAAGGAAUCAAGGAGAUUGGAUUCUUCAGACUUAUCAGAAAAUUGCACAAGUGUUACUCAUGUAAUUGAUCUGACAGAUACUGCUUCUUUUACCUCCACAAGCAAUAAGAGGAGAAGGCUACAAUUACCCAACAUUAAUUGA
Ananas comosus (pineapple) is the source of this 1029-nucleotide messenger RNA. Its product is annotated as cyclin-D5-2-like. NCBI's taxonomy places the organism in Eukaryota, Viridiplantae, Streptophyta, Magnoliopsida, Poales, Bromeliaceae. The record is from RefSeq and is a predicted model, not a curated record. The transcript is spliced from 6 exons. Gene Ontology annotation, cellular component: cytoplasm; cyclin-dependent protein kinase holoenzyme complex; nucleus. Gene Ontology annotation, molecular function: cyclin-dependent protein serine/threonine kinase regulator activity. Bases 1 to 1029 code for a protein of 342 amino acids. Gene Ontology annotation, biological process: regulation of cyclin-dependent protein serine/threonine kinase activity; mitotic cell cycle phase transition.